Molecule: messenger RNA, 3246 nt
Organism: Micromonas commoda
Lineage: Eukaryota; Viridiplantae; Chlorophyta; Mamiellophyceae; Mamiellales; Mamiellaceae
Exons: 1
Coding region: 1-3246 (1081 amino acids)
Source: RefSeq, a predicted model, not a curated record
AUGCGUCGGAGGGGAGGCCUGGCUCUGGCCGUCCUCCUGGCGCUCGCGCUCGCGCUCGGCGUCGGCGGCGAUGAGGUCGAUGCCGGCAUCACGAGCGGGACACGGAACGGCGACGCCCGCCGCGGCCAGGCGGGCACCGACGCGCCCACGGGAGGAGCCGACGUGAACGACGGGGCGACGCACCAUCUCUGGCGCGGCGUCCCCGAGGACCAUUACGUCCCGGACUUCCACCCGGACCCGCUCCCGGACGACCACCCUCUGAUCGUCAGCCACAGACGAUGGUGGCGCGACGCCAUCGAGCACGCGUUCAGCAGGCACCACCACACGUCCCCGGCCGAGUGGACCCGAUCGCACCCGGAGGGACGCAGGCGCAUCCUCCAGUCCGGGCUCUGGCCGGCGGACUGGCCCACGCGACCGUCCACGAACUACUCCGGCUACAACUUCCCGGGCGGCGAAGGACCCGACGACAGGCCGUACGUGCUGCCGAUGCGGUACCAACCUCCGCCGUCGCCCCCGCCCCCUCCGCCGAGUCCACCCCCGCUCCCGCCGCAUCCCCCGCCCUCGGCGCCGUUCCCGCCGUCGCCGCCGCCGUCGCCGCCGCCCGCGCCGCCGCCGAUCUACCCGGUCUCCCGGUCCAGGGCGUGGAGGCCGUAUCCAAACUCCACCCUCGUGGACGUGUUCAUGGGCUACGCGGGCGUCGGACCCAUAUUCUUCGCGGUGGACAGGUACUACUACUCGACGAUUCGAUCCGACGUCGAGGGACCGGAGUCGUUCGAGAGCCGGUUUGACGCGAAUAACCCGCGGCCGCCCACGCUGAAGGGACCGGGAAACACGAAGCACCAGCAGCUUCACGUUCCCGUGAACGCGACGGAGGUGUACGUGAGGAUAUGCGACGACGCGGGGUAUCCGCUCUCCGCGAUUCAGAACGUGUCGAUUGAACCCGGCUCGCACCUGGCGUCGGCGUUUGGCCGCGGCAACUCGAAGGAGGUGACGGUGAAGACCCUGUGGGAGCUCAUCAGCGCGAUGAGGGACGACACGGUGAGCAAGAUCAAGGUCAUCGCCCACAUAGGCUUGGGCGGGAGGCCGUUGCCGACCAUCUCGGGGGACAGGGACCUGACCAUCGUGGGCGAGUGCGCCAACCCCGCCGGCCCGGUUGGCGUCCCCUUCAACGUCACCGCGCUGAACAACACGGGGUUCACGCCCGGUUACAACGUCACGGACGGGUUCAGCCACCUGCCCGAGAUCCCGCCUUACAACUGGUCCUUAUUCGCGCGUUGGAACGACACGGCGUCCGACCGGACGACGACGACAGACGCCGGGCGGAGGCUGCUGCAGGAGAUGGACCGGUUCGGGCUCAACGCGCGGCCCCGCGGGUCUCGGGCGCGAAGGCGGUUGCAAUUCAGCCACGACCCCGCGCCUGCCGGGAGGGAUUACGCGGGCAUCAGGGAAACGGACACGUCCGACGUGUUGGACCGGGAGCUGUACACCGGUACGUUCGGAGACGUGUACGCCGGGUCCUUCGGGGACGUGGGCACCGACGAGGGUGUCGCGUUUCUCCUAGCCGCCAUCGAGGUCAUGUCGCAGCUCGGCGAGGAUUCCAACCUGACGUUGUCCGAGCUCGGAGCUGGCAUCGCGCAGAUCGAGCCAGUCAACGAGACGCGGUACCCGUGGGAGCAGGAGGUUUGGAGCACGUGGACCGAGGAUGCGUUUUUCGUCCGCGGCACCGCGUUUGACUCCCCCACGCCGCUGGAGUACUACGAAGCGGGCACGACGCACGCCAUCGGCGGACCCGUCAUCGUCGCGGGGGGACCGGAGCUGAACCUCACCUGGAACAGGUACUACGUCCCGAACGUCACCGCGGGUAACCUGACGCACGUGUGCAGGAACGAGACGUGGGUCAACGAGACGACGAUAUGCUUCAACUUCACCCGGGAUGAUUAUUUCAAAGCGUGCGGCGACGGGUACGCGUGGAACGCCUCCGGCCCAGUGCCGGGGUACGUGACCCGGUACUACGAACCGAACGUCAUCAUUCACCCGCACUGGGGCAGCGCGGAGAUCUUGAGCCUGAACCUGAGUUCCACGACGAACACGUCGGACGAGAAGGGGCGAUGGACGGUUCGGACAUACAACAACAAGGACGACGGCUCGGGGAUUCGCGUAUUUUGCCACAACGAGACUUUGCGGGACGGGGUCAUCGUGAACGGGACGCUGGUGAACAACACGUGGAACGGGACAAUAUUCAACGGCACGUACAACGGCACCGAGUUGCAGUACAAGUUUAACAGGACCCUCGCUGAGCCGUGGCAGAUGGUGUGCUUCAACCUGACCCGAACGUACAUCAACGAAACGUGCGUGGCCACCGGGGGGAUAUACAACGUCACCACAAACACCACGUUCUUCCGUAUGAUCGAGACCUUCUACGUCCCGCUCGAGAAUCGAUGCGUCAUCGACGGCCUGGAGCACAGCGCGAUGUUCUCCGUCGGCGACGAGACUUCGCCCGAUUGCGCCGCGUUUGCGCCCAGACCGGUGCGCUUCAAGCCCGGAUUUGGCGGCGCCAAACCCGUUCCGGUCGACGUGAGCGAAUCGAACCGAAAAGUCCACGUGCCGCCGCAUCUCGCGCACCGCUACGAUUACGACGGCUGGUCCGGACCCAACGCCACGACCGAGGGCGUCGCGCGAGUGCCCCCGAGGCGGCGCAAGUUGGGCGGUCUCCACGGCAGCUUAGACCCGAGGGAAUCCGGCGUCGACGUAUUCGCCGGCGUCCCCGACACCGUCGUCGGGGAGUGGUCCCCGUGGGGAAACGAGCAGGUGACCAAACGCCCGAGCACGAACGCGGCGUCGCGCAGGUGCGGGCGGCUGGAGCUGAACAAUCUCGUGCUUCGAAGGGGUUGGUCGGCGUCAACGGCGGGUGCCGUCGCGGCGGUUAAGGGGGGCGAGCUCGCGGUGCGAAGGUCGGUGGUGGAAUUUUCCCGAACGGGGCCGGGCGCGGGUCGCGGGGGCGCGAUCGUGAACUACCGGGGCGACGUGAGGAUAUCGCGGAGCACGUUCCGGGGUAACGUCGCCGCGAAAGGGGUGGACGGGAGCGCGACGGGCGGGACUGACGGCGGCGUCGUCGGCACUGGCGACCACCUGUACCACCACGGCGGGACAAACAACGACCCCGGGUCGCUGUGGAUCGACUAUGACACGACGUUCGACGGUAAGGUGCACGCGGUGAACCAGGCGAGCUCGGACCAAUCGAUCUGA